Rhizophagus irregularis DAOM 181602=DAOM 197198 is the source of this 1666-nucleotide messenger RNA. RefSeq lists its product as uncharacterized. Lineage: Eukaryota; Fungi; Glomeromycota; Glomeromycetes; Glomerales; Glomeraceae. The record is from RefSeq and is a predicted model, not a curated record.
AUGGCAUGUUCAAAGAUAUUUUUAGGAGAUUUGCCUGAGUUAUUAAAUGAAAUUAUACAAUAUUCUCAUCAUGAUUAUAAAACAUUAUAUUCAUGUAUAUUGGUUAAUAGAUUAUGGUGUCGUUUAACAAUUCCAUUAUUAUGGGAAGAUCCAUUUUCAAUUAAAUGUUCUAAAAAUUAUAAAUUUAUUGAAAUAUAUUUAUAUAAUUUGAAUGAUAAUAAUAAAGCAAUAUUAGAUGAAUAUGUAACUCUUAAUAAUUUAUUUCAUUCACAUACAUUAUUUAAUUAUCCUAGUUUUAUUAAACGUUUAAAUAUACAAAACAUUAGUUCUUCUGUUAAAAAGUGGAUUAAAAAUCAACCUUCCAACUUUAUUAAAGAUACCUUUCAAAUGUCAGACUUUAUAAAAUUAAUUAAUAGGUCACUAAUAUUAUUAUUUAUUGAAAAUGAAGUAAAUUUGUGCAGUUUGGAAAUUUCAAUAGAAUAUUAUCAAGAACAUGAAUAUUCUGAUACUCUUGAAUUAAUUUUACAAAAUCCAAAUUUCAUUUGUAAUAUCAAAAAUUUAACACUUGAAUUUGAAGAAAUAGCUGAUAAUAUGACAAAAUUUUUAACAUUUAUUUAUUCUAAUUGUAAUUCAAUUUCAUCACUUUAUUUUCUAUUUCCUGAUGAUUAUCCAACAAUUGAAAAAGGUUUAUCACAAUUCAUUAAUUCUCAAGAAAAUCUUAAAAAGAUUUUAAUUGGUUUUAAUUAUUUCCCCUUAUACCAUUCAUUAUUUUCUUUAAAAAAUUCUAAUUGUUCAAAUACUUUAAAUACAAUUACAUUUUAUUAUAUUGAUUUUUAUAAUAUAAUUGUUUUAAAUGAAGUAUUCAAUCAAUUGAAUGUUUUAGAAUCAAUUCAUUUUAUCUAUUGUUAUUCUCUAGAUUCUAAGUUUGUUCAACAAAUUGUUAGUAUUACUAAGCCAUUUAAAUUAAAAUCCUUAUUUUUGGAUGAAAUAUUACAAAUUGAAUCUUUAGAAUUGUUAAUGAAAAAAUCUGGUGAUUCUUUAGAAAAUUUUGGAAUUAAUAUAUAUAGAUCACAACAAUUGCUUCAAUUAUUUGAAUUAGCUAUAAAAUAUUGUAGCAACAUUAAAUUUUUAUACUUAUAUGUUGGGUUAAAUGAUCAGAUUAUUAAUUUAAUGUUCAAUUUAAUUGAAAAUAUUAAAAAGAAUCUUAAUUAUCUUUUAAUUGAUUGUUAUGGUUUUGAUUAUAAUAACCAUUUUAGUUCAACUAUAUUACAAAAUUUAGGACAAAUUCUACCUUUUAAAUUGGAAAGUUUGAAUUUAAGUCUUGCGAUCAUCAAUGGAAGUGAUUUAAAAGUAUUCUUAAAAAAUUCUCAAAAUACUUUUAUUAAGAAAUUGGUAAUUAGAAGUAAAAAGAAAGAAAAAAUUGAAGAUUUUCUCCCUUAUAUAGAGGAAUAUAUUAUUAAAAAGAAAAGAGUCGAAUAUUUAGCUAUUUUAGGAAAAGGUGAAGAUUUGUUUUCUCUAAAAGAUAAAGUGAAGGAAUUUGAAUUAUAUGGUAUUCAAGUUUUAUAUUAUUCCGAUUUAUGUAUUAAUAUUGAUCAUUUUAUAAAAGAAUUUUAUUUAUAAUAAUAACAUGAACAUAAUUCAAUAAAGUAUUUAUAAUUAUUAGGUU